AUGACGGACUCUUGUCAGCCGCUGAGGAUUCUCUCGCUUGAUGGGGGUGGAAUCCGUGGCAUCUCAAGUCUUCUCAUACUGGAGAGGAUCAUGGAGAUGAUCCGCGAUGCUGAGCGCCUUGACCACGUUCCGCGACCGCGCGACCAUUUUGACUUGAUCGGUGGCACAAGCACUGGAGGGAUUAUCGCUAUCAUGCUUGGAAGGCUAGGCAUGACAGUCGAUGAAUGCAUACGAGCAUAUAGACAAGUUGCGGAGCAAGCAUUUACCCCAAAACGGACAUCAAUAUUACCUGCAUCGCCCAAAGGUGCUUUCUCAGCAAAAGCUCUCGAAAAUGCUAUGAAACAGGUAGUCAGAGAGUACUGUACGCACAUCGAAUGCGUAACCCGUCGGCGCCAAGGCCAGACAACUGUCAAUACGUGUUCACAUUGCGAUAUGGCUUUCCGGGAUAACACAUGCACGAAAACUGUGGUCUUGGCGAUCACGAAAGAUAAUGUCGAUGCACCACCAACGCUCUUCAAGACAUACGAUCGAUCCGCUGCCUUCGAUAGUUCUACUGUUUGGCAGGUCGCACGAGCGACGUCAGCAGCAACGACCUUUUUCAAGUCCAUCAAAGUUGGCCGAGAUGAGAUCGAGUUCAUUGAUGCCGGUUUUGGUUACAAUAAUCCAUGCAAUAUUCUGAUCCAGGAGGCCCAGCGAGAGUUUCCUGAUCGCGGAAGAAUGCGGAUUCUAAGCAUCGGAACUGGCCUAGGUGAUGUUGUUACUAUCAAAGACAAACGAUUAUCUAUCAUUAAUGCGCUGAAAAAGAUGGCCACAUCAUCUAAGAAAGUAGCAGCCGACGUCGAUUAUCGCUAUGGCGCUGAUAGUGAAUACUUCCGUUUCAAUGUUGAUCAAGGCCUUCAAGAUAUCACGUUAUCCGAUUGGGAGAAAGCUAGCAAGAUAUCCGCACAUACCCGGAACUACCUAGCGGAGAAUGAGCGGGUGAUCAAGAAACUGGUCGAUGAAAUCACCCGUCCUCGUCAAGACUCUAUGGUGAAUGAAGAUAGGCCGAUGAGCCGUGGAAAAGCCUGUCUUAGCGGGCCUUUUUGUUUGAUCCCACUCCGUCAAAACCGUCACUUUGUAGGACGUAGAAAGGAAUUAGAUGGGCUUCAGCAGAAAGUGCUGAUCCAGAAGGAUAACGGGCGACUCGCAAUCUUCGGGCUAGGAGGCGUCGGCAAGACCCAAAUUGCACUGCAAGUUGCGUACUGGGCGAGACAAAACAUGCCCUCUUAUUCUAUCUUUUGGAUAUCAGCACUGAGCAAGGCGAGUUUUGAGCAGGCUUGCACGCAGAUUGCGACGAAGCUAGGAAUUAGCAAAAUCUCAGAUAAUGAAGAUACCAUGGAGUCAGUGCAACGACAUCUGAGUUUGGAAUCAACCGGACCCUGGCUUCUGAUUGUGGACAAUGCAGACGAUAUGGACUUGCUCUUUGGAAGCUCAGAUUCGCCAGGAGGAAUGAGCCAAUAUCUUCCAGAGAGCGAGCUCGGUGUGACACUACUAACUACUCGCUCUCGAGAGAUAGCUGUGUCAUUUGCUGGCAAUGAAGUCACGAAUCUCCAAGAAAUGCAUUUACAAGAGGCGACAAGUUUAUUGGAAAAAUCACUGAUCCAAAAAGACUCGCGUGAAGAUAGAGAAGAGACAGUGCAGCUGCUGGAAGAACUCAACAAUUUGCCUCUAGCGAUCACGCAAGCAGUUGCCUACAUGAACACGGCAGAUAUAUCAAUUUCAAAAUACCUCUCAUUGCUACGCGGCACAAAGAGUGAUGUGAUCAAUCUCUUAGGCAGACAAUUUCACGACAGCACUCGCUACAGGGGAUCGCAGAAUGCCGUGGCUACCACCUGGCUGAUCUCCUUUCAGCAGAUCCACAGAACGGAUGAAGCUGCAGCCAAAUUAUUGUCAUUUAUCUCGUGCAUCGAGCCAAAGGCGAUCUCACAGUCGCUCCUACCUGACUUUGGAUCAGAAGAACAAAUAGUCCACGCUAUUGGCACAUUGUGUGGUUAUGCCUUUCUAGCCGAAAGAGAUGAUGCUUUAUAUGAUAUGCAUAGCCUGGUCCACUUGGCGACGCAAGUGUGGGUUCAAGAGCAAGGGUUCACAAAGCAGACAAUGGAAAGAGCAGUCGGUCAUUUAGCGGGCGUGUUCCCGUCCGAUGAUUAUACCAACCGCAAGUUGUGGCGGACUUUGCUACCUCAUAGCCUGCGGGCUCUCCAGGAAAGCGAAGGGCAUGACACAGAGGAGAGGUCGGAGCUAAAUCUGAAGGUUGCGCGGUGCCUGGAAGCAGAUGGCAGGAUCAGAGAGGCUGUAUGUUGUUAUGAAGAAAUAUGUCGGUGGAGUGAAUGCCAGUACGCGGAGGACCACCCCUCUCGACUAGCAUCCCAGCAUGAGCUCGCCAGUGCAUACCAAGCUGACGGCCAGAUCGGCGAGGCAGUCAAGCUGCUUGAGCAUGUGGUUGCAGUAGAAGAGAUAACCCUCGCUAAAGAGCACCCUGACCGACUAGCAUCACAGCAUGAGCUCGCCAGUGCAUACCAAGCUGACGGCCAGAUCGGCGAGGCAGUCAAACUGCUUGAGCAUGUGGUUGCAGUACAAGAGAAAGUCAUGGCUGAAGAGCAUCCCUCUCGACUAGCAUCCCAGCAUGAGCUCGCCUGUGCAUACCAAGAUAAUGGCCAGAUCGGCGAGGCAGUCAAGCUGCUUGAGCAUGUGGUUGCAGUACAAGAGAUAACCCUGGCCGAAGAGCACCCUAACCGACUGGCUUCACAGCAUGCGUUGGCAAAAUUAGAAAAGGUGUAUAAGGAGUGA
This is a messenger RNA of Penicillium soppii, 2826 nucleotides long. RefSeq lists its product as uncharacterized. Gene Ontology annotation, biological process: lipid metabolic process. Gene Ontology annotation, molecular function: protein binding; ADP binding. Lineage: Eukaryota; Fungi; Ascomycota; Eurotiomycetes; Eurotiales; Aspergillaceae. The transcript has 5 exons. Bases 1 to 2826 code for a protein of 941 amino acids. The record is from RefSeq and is a predicted model, not a curated record.